Dovyalis caffra is the source of this 1401-nucleotide messenger RNA. The record is from the annotation of a GenBank genome assembly. Lineage: Eukaryota; Viridiplantae; Streptophyta; Magnoliopsida; Malpighiales; Salicaceae.
AUGAUGAAGCUGCUGCAAACAAGAGGAGCUUUUGCUGCUCUCUUACUCUUGUUUUUUCCUGCCUUCUAUGCUCCAUUCACCCAUGCCUCUCCUUCUAUCUUGUCGGAAUUGAAUGCUCCAAAACCUAGGCAUCUGCCUCUGCUGAAGAGUGCUUUGCAGCGUCCGAUUUUGAAUGAAAAGCAGUCUGAUCUUUGGACACCUUUGGAUGAUCAAGGAUGGAGACCAUGUGUUGAGUCAACAAAUGCCCCUUCAGCAUUACCUGAGAAAUCUGAGGGAUAUCUUCAAGUGUUUCUUGAUGGAGGGUUGAACCAGCAAAGGAUGGGGAUAUGUGAUGCGGUUGCUGUUGCUAAAAUACUUAAUGCGACACUUGUCAUUCCACAUUUUGAAGUCAAUCCUGUUUGGCAAGAUUCUAGCACCUUCAUGGAUAUAUUUGAUGUGGAUCACUUUAUUAAUGUCUUGAAGGAUGACAUUUCUAUAGUUAAAGAACUACCUGAUGAAUUCUCCUGGAGCACGAGGGAGUAUUAUGCCACAGCUAUUCGAGCUACCCGAAUUAAGAUGGCACCUGUCCAUGCUUCAGCUAAUUGGUAUCUCGAGAAUGUCUCGCCUGUGCUGCAGAGUUAUGGCAUUGCUGCAGUUUCCCCAUUCUCUCACCGCCUGUCUUUUGAUAACUUGCCUAUGGACAUCCAACGUCUACGUUGUAAAGUCAAUUUUCAAGCAUUAGUUUUCGUUCCACAUAUUCGAGCACUUGGAGAUGCUCUUGUCAGUCGCCUCAGGUAUCCUAAUAAGAGUGAAGCACUUGGUGCCAACUACCUACAGGAAACCACUGAUGUGGUUGAUAAAGACAGUACAGGGAAGUUUGUUGUGGUACACCUUCGAUUUGAUAAGGAUAUGGCUGCUCAUUCAGCCUGUGAUUUUGGUGGAGGGAAAGCUGAAAAGUUGGCUCUGGCCAAGUACCGACAGGUGAUUUGGCAGGGAAGAGUGCUUAACUCCCAAUUUACUGAUGAAGAGUUGAGAAGUCAGGGGCGUUGUCCACUGACUCCAGAAGAGAUUGGGUUGCUGCUAGCGGCUUUGGGCUUUGACAAUAGCACUCGUCUAUAUCUAGCUUCCCAUAAGGUUUAUGUCGACUACUAUGUUGGCAUGCACAGUGACAUCUUCGUCUCUGCUUCUCCAGGAAAUAUGCACAAUGCAUUGGUCGGUCAUCGGACUUAUGACAAUUCGAAGACCAUAAGGCCGAAUAUGGCUUUGUUGGGCCAGCUGUUCCUUAACAAAACCAUUAGUUGGUCAGACUUUCAGCAAGCAGUUGUUGAAGGACAUGAAAACAGACAAGGGCAGAUCAGACUAAGAAAACCGAAACAAUCCAUUUAUACAUAUCCUGCGCCUGAUUGCAUGUGCCAUGCUUAA